This is a messenger RNA of Megalobrama amblycephala (Wuchang bream), 1908 nucleotides long. RefSeq names its product ring finger protein 182 (gene rnf182). Bases 975 to 1721 code for a protein of 248 amino acids. NCBI's taxonomy places the organism in Eukaryota, Metazoa, Chordata, Actinopteri, Cypriniformes, Xenocyprididae. The transcript has a single exon. The record is from RefSeq and is a predicted model, not a curated record.
GUAAAGCUUGGGGUAAUUUUCAUUUGAAAGUGAAUUAAUCCUUUAAAGCAAUUAUAUUAUUUUGAAGUGCGCACUUAUGAGAUACAGUAAGUUAAUAUCAUGAUUUCAAAUGUUACUAUUACCCCUAACCACAUUACCCUGUCUCUUCAGCAUUUAAUCAGUGGCAGUGUUGUGAAACUCCAAAGCAAUCAUUUUUGUACUUUUGAAAAAGGAAAUAGGGAGCUUGCUUAGUCAUACAGGCAUAGACCGAAUUCCACUGGUCAGGUUAUGUGUGCCUCGCCAGUCACAUAUAAAGGGCUUGUGCUCUAUAAUAAAUCAGAAUAUAAUAGUAUCAUGUUUGGAAAGAAAUGUCAAUCAGUGAAUUCUCAUUUUACAUGGUAAAAUCUCAGUAAUACCUUGCAUUGAGAGACAAGCUCAGUGAACAGCAAUGACCUAAUUUCUAAUGUUGCACAGUGAACUGUGUACUGCUGACCUGGCUGGUAUUCAAAAUUACAGCUUGAAACAAGUUUCAAAUAAGUUUCAAAUGUUUUAUAUUAUUGUUUAUUCUAAACGUAAAGUAAUUUCAAACUAAUGUCCUCCUUUUUUGGAACAGCAUUGCAUUGAGCAAGCAAAAUCAGCACCAGAAAGUGUGGAGCUACUAAUUGGACUGAAUUUCAGUGGCAACAAAAGCCCUGGCUAGAAAAUUCCAGCCCUGGUUUUACAGGGCCUGCUUUGUUGCUGCAGUGUUUGUUCUCUACUGCUGUGUUAACAGUUAUCUUUUCGGUAGUGGCCUCUCCCCACCCUUCCACACUGUGCAUGAAAUGUUCCUCAGCACAAACCCGUCCAGAGCCUCUGUGGCACAGUGCAGGAGAUGCUCCGUUCUGCAUAGGACACUAUCCAGACACCAGGACCGGCCCAGCAGCUGCCUCCCAACCAUGUUCCCGCACAGCUUCGAUUACAACCAGCCGAUGAGAAAGCGUUGAGAGGUAGGAGACAUGAUGGGACAGCUCCCGGAGGAUGUGGUGGGUGGCUUCACCUCAGAGGAACUGGAAUGCAAGAUCUGCUACUGUGCUUACAGCCUGUCAAGACGACGGCCCAAGGUUCUCAAGUGCUGCCAUUGUCUGUGUGCCAAGUGCCUUGCAAAAAUCCUCGAUUUAGGCGAAUCCUCUCCAAAUACAGUUGUAUGUCCGUUCUGCCGCUACAUCACGGACCUUCCCGGAGAAGUUGUGGAUAGUCUGCCAGAUGAGUAUAACCUGGUGUCAGCGCUUCUGUCCGUCCAGGCACGGAAACACCAGAACCUGAAUGACACCCAAGGCGAGAUUCUCCUCAGUCCCAGACACCUCAACUCCCUGGUGGGACACUCUGCUUCAGCUUCCCCCACCUCGAUUCGUUCCAAUUACGUGGUGAUCACCAUUAUGGAGCCUCGGCAGGAGUCUGUUACUCCAGCCCUGGGUAGGGAUUACCGCUCUUCCAGUCUGGACUCCAUGGCCUCCAUUACCAAUAGAUGGACAGUGUGGAACUGCGCGGCCCUGUUGUGCCAGACCUCAGCGCGCAUCCUGGUCUGGCUGCUGGGGCUGCUGUACUUCAGCUCACUGCCUCUAGGUGUCUACCUGCUAAUCAUGCAGCAUACCACAACGGGGGUGUUGAUGGUCAGUCUGGUACCUAUCAGUCUUCUCAUUGUCAUGGUGUACGGCCUUUGCCAAUGCCUCUGUCGUGAGUUUUGGGACUGUGUGCCACCAUAAUGACCAAAGCAAUAAGUGUAACUGUUAUAUUUGAUGAUUGGAUGCGCUAAUGCCGAUUUGUUGAAACUAGUGAAUUCUCCUGCUCAUGGAUAAACAAUGUAGGCUACAGUGAACUGAAAAUAAAUAACAAUAAAAGUGCACAGAUUUCAUUUAGUAUCAUACAAAUCAACAGUGUUGGGGAAAGUUA